UGAAGAAAAUGGAGACGUUGAGCCUGAGUCCUCCAACGCUGGACAUGGCCCAGUGGAAGGAUUACACAUGCAGAGAACAGAUGAUAUACAAGAGGAUUUUGCCUACAGUGUCAGUGGCCCUGAUGGUGAGAAAAGGCAGAACUGAAUUAGCAGACGUUCCUGCUUGUGACAGCUUAAACCCAGGCCACCUACAGUUGGUUUCAAAGUUAAAGAAUCCUUCAGGUUCCUGUUCCGUAGAUGUGAGUGCCAUGUGGUGGGAAAUAGCUGGUGUCAAAGAGCCGUGUAUCAUAACUGCUUGUGAAUAUGCAGUUUCUCUUUGGAAACCUCUGGAUACUGGGCAGUGGGAAAAAAUGUAUUCCUGGCACUUUGCAGAGGUUCCAGUGUUACAGAUAGUUCCCAUGCCUGAUGUGUGUAACCUUGUGUGUGUGGCCUUGGGGAAUUUGGAAAUCAGAGAAAUCAGGGCAUUACUUUGUUCCUCUGAUGGUGGAUGUGAAAAGCAGGUGCUCCUGAGGACUGGAAAUAUACACGCUGUGCUUGGCCUGACAAAGAGGAGGCUAGUCAGCAGCAGCAGGACCCUCUGUGAUCAGCAAGUAGAGAUCAUGACAUUUGCAGAAGGAGGAAGUGAAGAAAAACAGUUUUUGAUGCCUCCCGAAGAGACGGUACUAACUUUUGCUGAGGUUCAAGGGACACAGGAAGCUCUGCUUGGUACCACUAUAAUGAACAACAUUGUUAUUUGGAAUUUAAAAACUGGUCAGCUCCUGAAAAAGAUGCACAUUGGUGACUCCUACCAAGCCUCCGUCUGUCACAAAGCCUAUUCUGAAAUGGGGCUCCUUUUUGUUGUUCUGAGUCAUCCUUGUGCCAAAGAGAGGGAGCCGUCGGGAAGCCCGGUGUUCCAGCUCAUUGCGAUCAACCCCAAGACGGCCCGGAGCGUGGGUGUGAUGCUCUACUGUCUUCCUCAAGGGCAGGCUGGGAGGUUCCUGGAAGGUGAUGUGAAGGAUCAUUUCGCAGCAGCGGUAUUGACUUCUGGAACAAUUGCCAUUUGGGACUUACUUCUCGGUCAUUGUACUGCUCUUCUUCCACCCAUCUCUGACCAGAACUGGUCUUUCGUUAAAUGGUCAGGUACAGAUUCUCAUUUGCUUGCUGGACAAAAAGACGGAAACAUAUUUGUAUAUUUAAUAAGUUAGGGUAAGGUAAAAACACGGUGUUCUGGAUAUAUUUGGCGUCCUAGUAUUCUUUGGAGUUGUAGCUAUAAGGAAAGUAUCAGAAUGGCAUUUAAAGUAAUUGUAUUCUUUUAGACAUUUAUUCUGAUGGUGAUGGCCCUACUGAUCUUUAAUGUUCAUUUAUACAUUGCGGGAAAGGACUUGAGGUUAAUUUUUGUAAUUCCUCCAUUUGUGCAUUUGCUUUUAAAAGUGUACAUAAAGCUUCAAAUGUUAAUAAAUAUUUAUUUUGCAUGCUCUCCCUCCCGGGAGCAUGCCCACA
Myotis brandtii (Brandt's bat) is the source of this 1479-nucleotide messenger RNA. It is a transcript of the gene PALB2, whose product is annotated as partner and localizer of BRCA2. The record is from RefSeq and is a predicted model, not a curated record. Gene Ontology annotation, cellular component: nucleoplasm. NCBI's taxonomy places the organism in Eukaryota, Metazoa, Chordata, Mammalia, Chiroptera, Vespertilionidae. The transcript is spliced from 9 exons. Gene Ontology annotation, biological process: double-strand break repair via homologous recombination. Gene Ontology annotation, molecular function: protein binding; DNA binding. The coding region runs from base 9 to 1184 and encodes 391 amino acids.